AUGCUGGUUGUGGAUCGUAAGUGCAAAACACGUGAUCAAAACAAGAAACAAAAACCCCUCUCACCCACAGCUCCCCCCCCAGCUCCGCCCCAUCCCACAUGCAGCUGGGUGAGUCCGCUCAAUCUGGCAGCCUGGAAUGUUAGUUCUUUCUUAGACAAUCCGGGGAACAACCAACUGGAGCGGAGGACGGCGAUAGUCACUAGUGAAUUAACGCGCUACAAGGUGGACGUGACUGAUCUUCGCGUGGUCCGCUUCUCCAAACCUGACCAGCUGGUGGAGAUGAAUGCUGAAUACACCCUUCUCUGGAGCGACUGUCUAAAGACAGAAAGAUGCGGCACUAGGAUCUUCUUUGCCAUCCACGAGGACAUCGUAAGACGACUGCCUUGAUUGUCGCCCAGCAUCAAUUACCGGUGUAUUGUCCAGCAUCGGCCUCUUCGGGGGGCUUAAUUUGUCACCAUCAGUGUCUACCUCCCUCCCCCACCGUUACCAGCUCGGACGAAGCCAAGACCUAGUUCUAGGAAGACCUGCGCGCACUCCUGCUAUCUGCUCCAAAGACGGAUUAGUUAGUUGUCCUUGGUGACUUUAAUGCCUUCGUCGGGACAAACCAUACUGCCUGAAGGAUCGUGCUUGGUCCCUAUGAAAUAAGCGGCUGAAUCUAUAACGGCCUCCUUUUCCCUCAAACCCGCGCAGAACAUCGUCCCCUCCCUACCAACGCAUUCCUUCUUUCCAUGUCGAAGAAUGCAGCCAAGAUGCGCUCGAUCGUUGCGCUGGCAGCAACUGCACUAUGUUCUCGUCAGAAAUGAGAUCGACGGAAGGUGCUAGUGACCGAGACUAUCUGUGACGCCGGCGGGUGGUUGGAUCACCACCUCGUCAUCUUAAAGAUGAGACACAGAAUGCAACCCCGCGGGCGACCAAAAAGUAAAGACCUACCAAAAAAGUUAAAUACUGUUUUGUUGACUGUGCUUACUUGCCGAUUACAUUUCCGAAAACAGUUAGUUCACCACUUGGAAGAACGGCCAACUCCGGACAACUAUGCCAUUGCGAAGAAAGGGCAAUGUCAAGCGCAGAAUUCCAUCCAUACCACUUCCUUUAACGUCUCUGAACGCAUAUGCCAUCGAAACCCAGACUGGCUUGAGGACAAAGUCUUCCCUGUCCGUCAGGCUGAUUCAACCAAAACGACCAUCUUCAGACGUCACCGUCCCGCGUAGCAACGACUGCAGGAGACGCAGGUAGUCCGAGGGACUCGCAAGGCCUGGAAAAUCCUGGGCUAUAUGGACUGCAAUUAAAUCAAAAAUUUUCUUCGCAUCAAUCAAGGUGGUCUACAACCCAAAGGCCAACGAAGUCACACCGUUUCAUAACAACAACGGAACGACAUUUCUGAUGGAGAAAUUACAGAUUCUGAAACGCUGGAACGAGCGCUAUACCAGUGUUCCCAACCACCCAUCUACCAUCUCCGACGCUACAAACGACAGGAUCCUUCAAUCUAAGACGAACCAUGACCUGGACUCCUCGUCUGCCCUCCCAGAAACAGUCAGGAUUGUGCAUUAAUUCGCCAGCCGGAUAGCACCGGAUCGCGAUGCGACCCCAGCCGAAGGUCACAGCACGGCGGUCUUCGUCCGAUGGACAAACGUACGAUGCCAUUUCAGGAGAGGUAGCGAGGAGGACAAGUUCCUCAGAAUUUUCAGGCUGCGCAAUCCUUCAUCUCUACAAGCAGAGCAAGGUCCAAACACUCUGUGAUAUCCACAGAUAAAUCUUGCUGCUGGGAGGAUCUUUGUCCACAUCCUCCCUAACCAAGUCAACGCCCGGUUACAGCAGGGACUUAUCCCGGAAUGCUAAUGCUGCUUCCGACACCACUGCUGAAUCACCGACUUGAUCUUCGGCAUCUACCAGCUGCAGAAGACAUAUCAGCAGGUGUGGAUCCAUCUUCAGACUACUCUUGUGUAUCUGACGAAAUCCUCCGACAUAGAUAAUCCCAACGGACUCUGGAAACUCAUCCAGACAUUUAAACGUCCUAAGAUCUUCACAAGCAUAAUGCGACAACUCCAAGACGGGUGGUGGUAUCGCACAUCACGGAAAGUGGGACCGUCUCAGAAGCAUUUGCAGUGAUGAAACGAGUGAAGCGGGAAUGCGUACUCGCUCCCACCCUCUCCGGCCUCAUAUUUUCUGCUAUGUUGGUGGUGAUCUGAGUGAAAAACGCUCCGGAAUCCGCAUCGGCACCAUCCUCUAAAUAGUCAGCGCAUCCAGGUCCUGAAACGUGUUUCCACGAUCGCUGUCAGCGAUUUGCUCUACGCGGACGACUGUGCACUAAAAUUCUUGACAGAGGAAAGUAGGCGACAGAGCACGGGCCUGUUUGUCUCCGACUGCGACAAUUUAGGUCUGACCAUCAGCAUAGGCACACUGAGGUAUUGCACCAACCGUCUUCUAGCAGUGCAUACAGUGUGUCUAACAUUCACGUCAACUAAACCAACUGGAGGCCGUUGACAAAGUCGUCUAUUAGCGCAACAACCUCUCCCACAACACUGCAAUCAACAACGAAGUGGCAUACUGGAUCUCCAAGCCAUGCCAUACGGCUGUAGAACCCGUAUGGAAUCGCCACGAUUUCCACCCAAACACUCCUCAUUACGACCGAUCUGGCGCGCUUGAGACUAUAACGACGCGCUAGUUGUCGUGACCUAAAAUGUUGCCAACUGGCGCUUAAACUGAACUCCCACAGUCAGUUCAGUUGUAAAUUUGUGUUCUGAAUGGCCGACUGGCAAACUGAGAGUCGAACUGUGAUGGCUACUCCGUAAUGACACCCUCACUCACAAGAGGGAUCUGAGCCGCUUCCCAUUGAGGUGUUUAAUCCUCGUGUACGCGUUUGGUCGAGAAGAGGGGCAGGUCAUGCAAGUGGCGGCGGCAGAUGGGCGUUUUUUCUCUGUCAAACACUGCGCUCGCACCAGACGACUGACCGACACGAACAGUGGGCUGGUGCCUGGAAGUGAGAACACAUAUUAAGUUCAAUGGUAUUAGAGUUUGAGAUGCGUCUCUGAAGGCUGACAACUCCAGUCUCGCAGUCAGCCCAGUGUGUGUUGGUGCACAGUGGCUGAUUGGUGUACUGGGAGUCUGGUUGAGACGACUCCUUAAUGCGACUCUUAUGGCACUGCGAUUAAGUGGGAUCCGAAAUGCCCUCUUUUUUCUUCUGGUGUAGGAUCCUGGUCGGUGUACGUAGUGUAUCAGGGGACGUUGUGAUGCGUCUAGGCGCGGUUUUCGUGGUGCCAGCCCACUGCGCCUUCUCCUGCCUAUGGUCUUCUUGACUAUUUCCUUGCGCCGAACCUAAGUGGGGGAGGAGGAUAGGGUGUGGUGUGUGCAGCGCAAGUCUGUUACCACGAUAAACAAUUGCGCGCAAGUCACCCUCCUUGUUCUCGCCAUGCUGUGUAGCACACGGUGUCCAUCGCCGAUCAUAACAGUCGAAAUGUCGUGUGAUGGGUGUAGGUGGGGUGUCCUGGCAAUGGUUAGUUGACCUCCGGGCAACGGAUUUGAAAGUUACACUAGACGGAUAUGUGAGUUAUAAGCGAAGAUGAGAGUUCCAAACACCAGUUUAUAAGAAGAAGAAGCAACCGCUGGAACAAGAGCAUUAUUCGCCUGACGUUUCGGAUUCUCACUUGAACCCAUUAACCGAGAUAGUAGCAGAAGUGGGUGAUUCCUGCACAAGGAGUCGCAGUAUUCAUAGGAUGCAGUCGCUAUGCUACCCCAUACAUAUAGCAAUUAACCACGCUGCACUUCUUCAAGAAUUGUUGCCCGCUGGUACGCUAAUUGCUUGAUGGGCGCCUUUCAAGUUGUUAGUGGCUUACAUGUCUUCGCCCGUGUUGAAUGCUGGCGUGAUGAUUGCUCGGCCAUCUGGCUCACCGGCUUGCCCACUCCCCGGGUGGUCAUUUACUUUGACCAGCCUAUGCCUCAGCACAGAAUAUGGAGAGGGGAUGUCGGUGCACUUGCUGAUAGACAGAGGUCCCGUGAACCGUGACUCAGGCAACUCGCAGCUCACGCAAUUAUCCCCUCUCGCGAGAAAUUCCGGCCUCAUCGAACUUGAAUGUGUGGCCGGGUCUCGUCGAAUGGGCCGCGACCUGAGAGUUGGCGUCAUUUCUCCGUACCGUUGCCGCGUGUUCGGCAGUUCGCAUUCGGAGCAGUCUUCCAGUUUGUCCGACGUAGUUGAUUUGUCCGCAACUGUACUAUAUCCGGUAAACGACUCCAGGUGUGUCUUGCCGUGACAAUGGGUCUUUUGGUCUCAUCACCUGACGCCUCAUGGUGGCCUCCGGUCUGUGUGCAAAUCUAACCCCAAGUGGUGCAAGAAGGCGACUAAUGUCCUCGGAGCCGUUCUUGAUUUACGGGAUCGGUCGCCAGAAUUUGGGGUUGCACGAUUUUGUCGCUCGUCUUGUUUGUGCACGCACCGGUUGACGAAGUUGCGCUGGUAACAAUUUUUGCUCUAAAACCUGUCGAAGAUACUGAGAUUCGCAACCUUGUCUUCUGGUUCACGGCAGUGCGUCUCAACACGCCGAUAUAGCGUUCUUACGCAACCGCGUUUGUGGAAGAUUGGGUGGUUACUGUUUUAGUUCAGUAUUUGCAUCGUGUUUGUCGCUUUUCUGAACGCUUUGAUCUUUAGGUCACCAAAAUGUUUGCGACAGAAGAGGACAUAAAGGAAUGCCAGCCGGUUAUUUUCGUCCUCCUCCAUCCUAAAUUGUACGUCCGAGAAGACCGCAUUCAGACGUUCCUUGAAUGUCAGCAGUUGAUCCCGGUCGAUAACGACGAAGGUAUCAUCUACAUACCGGGCCCAGAACUUCGAUCUGUGGUUUUGAAGACCAGUGACUCUAACCGUUGCAGGACCGUCUCGGCGAUAAAUUCCAAAAUCGGUGAGCCUAUUAACGUUCCCUUCACUUGCUCAUAGAUUGUUCCUUCAGACGUGAAGAACGUCAUGAGACAGAACAUUAG
Messenger RNA from Spirometra erinaceieuropaei, 4962 nucleotides. The record is from the annotation of a GenBank genome assembly. Lineage: Eukaryota; Metazoa; Platyhelminthes; Cestoda; Diphyllobothriidea; Diphyllobothriidae.